This is a messenger RNA of Ilex paraguariensis (yerba mate), 564 nucleotides long. The record is from the annotation of a GenBank genome assembly. Lineage: Eukaryota; Viridiplantae; Streptophyta; Magnoliopsida; Aquifoliales; Aquifoliaceae.
AUGGUGAAGCUCCGCCACCCACUGAUCGAAGGGGUUGUGCAGCCAUGGGCUGCAAUGCUAAUGGGAGUAUUGUCUGGCUCAAUUCCAUGGUACACCAUGAUGGUAUUGCACAAGAAAUCGGCAUUCUUUCAACAAGUGGACGACACACUUGGUGUCCUCCACACCCAUGCCGUGGCCGGACUUCUCGGGGGACUCCUCUCCGGCCUCUUUGCCCAACCCACGCUUCUGAAGAUGUUCUACAACACAUCCCAUCACAGUCCAGGCUUAUUGUACAGCAUAUUAGAUGGAAAUAUCAUUCCUGGCCUCCGCCAAAUUGGUUACCAGAUCCUAGGAGCAGUUUUUAUUACUGUGUGGAAUGUCUUGGCGACGAGUUUUAUAUGCAUUUUGAUUAGCCGCAUUGUUAACCUCAGGAUGGAUGAGGACGAUCUUGAGAUAGGCGACGAUGCAGUCCACGGAGAGGAAGCGUAUGCGUUAUGGGGAGACGGAGAGAGGCAUCCCCCUCUUCGUUUGCACAUGGCUCCGAAAAUUCCUUCAUUCUGCAGACGCAUUGGAACCAAGACUUAA